AUGGCUGAGACAACCGCCCCUCUGACAGCGCCCCCACCGCACUCCCUAUGGCGACGCGAGAUCUGGGCCACGCUGCGCCUCUCGGCGCCGCUGGCGCUCACCCAGCUUGCGAUGAUCGGCAUCAACACCACCGACAUCGUCAUGAUGGGUUGGCUGGGGCCCGCGGAUCUGGCGGCCGGCGCCCUCGGCAUGAACAUCUUCAUCCCGCUCUAUCUGUUCGGCAUGGGCAUCGCCACCGUCGUCACCCCGAUGACGGCCCAGGCGCUGGGCGCGCGGGACUUCCACGGCGUGCGCCGGACGGUGCGCCAGGGCUUCUGGCUGACCCUGCUGUUUGCCGCCCUUUUCAGCCUGAUCAUCUGGAACGGGCGCUGGCUGCUGCUGCUCUUCGGCCAGGAGGCGGACACCGCGCUGCGGGCCGACGACUAUCUGAAGGCGGUGACCUGGGCGAUGCUGCCGUCGCUGUGGUUCGUCGUCCUGCGCUGCUUCGUCACGGCGCAUUCGCGCCCGCGCUCGGUCCUGAUCAUCACCCUGGCGGCGGUGGCCGCCAACGCGAUCGGCAACUAUGGCCUGAUGUUCGGCAACUUCGGCCUGCCCCGCUGGGAACUGAUGGGGGCCGGUGUGACCAGCUCCAUUGUGUCCUGGCUGAUGCUGCUGGCCAUGCUCGUUUUCGUGCUGCGGGACCGGCGCUUCAAACGCUAUGCGAUCCUCGUGCGUUUCUGGCGGCCGGACUGGCCGCGUUUUCGCGAGCUGUUUCGCAUCGGCCUGCCGAUCGGCCUCACGCUCCUGUCCGAAACCAGCCUGUUUGCGGGGGCGGCUUUCCUCGCCGGCCUGAUCAGCACGGAGGCCCUGGCCGCCCACGCCAUCGCGCUGCAGUGCGCUGCGGUGGCCUUUAUGGUGCCCCUGGGAAUCAGCCAGGCGUCCAUGGUCAGGGUCGGUCUGGCGGCGGGCUCCCGCGAUCCCGCGGCGGUCGGCCGUGCGGGCUGGUCGUCGCUGCUGGUCGGCAUGCUGUUCAUGACCGGUUCGGCUCUGGUGUUCUGGUUCGCCGGCCCCCAGCUGGUGGGCCUGUUUCUGGAUCGCGACCUGCCUGCCAACGCGCCGGUGGUGGAACUGGCGGUCGCCUUCCUGGUGAUCGCCGCCCUGUUCCAGCUCGUCGACGGGGCCCAGGUGAUCGCCAUUUCGGCCCUGCGCGGCCUCAAGGACACCAAGGUGCCGAUGUGGCUGGCCAUGACCGGCUACUGGGGCGUUGGCUUCACGACCUCCGUCGUCCUGGCCUUUCCCCUUGGCCUGGGCGGACAGGGGGUCUGGACCGGCCUUGCGGUGGGGCUGGCCUUUGUCGCGCUGACCGCUGUCUGGCGCCGCGCGGCCAAGACCCGCGCCCCUAAGAUUCGCAUCGACGUGGCCCUGGUCGAGCGCGGACUGGUGGAAAGCCGCGCCCGGGCGCAGGCGCUGGUGAUGGCCGGCAAGGUCUUUGCCGGCGAGCGCAAGGUCCAGAAAGCUGGCGAGGCGGUGGCGCCGGACCAGCCGCUGGAGGUGCGCGGCCAGGACCAUCCCUGGGUCAGCCGCGGCGGCCUGAAGCUGGCCCACGCCCUGGCGCAUUUCGAUCUCGAUCCGGCGGGCCUCGUCUGCCUGGACAUCGGCGCCUCCACCGGCGGCUUUACCGAUGUGCUGCUGCAGCACGGGGCGGCGCGGGUCUAUGCCGUGGAUGUUGGGCACGGCCAGCUGGCCUGGAAGCUGCGCAACGAUCCGCGCGUGGUCGUGCUGGAGCGUUGCAACGCCCGCACCUUGAGCGCGGCGGAGGUGCCGGAGCCGGUCGACCUGCUGGUCUGCGAUGCCAGCUUCAUCGGCCUGGAGGUCGUCCUCCCGGCGCCGCUGGCGCUCACCCGGGCCGAGGCGCGCCUCGCCGUGCUGAUCAAGCCGCAGUUCGAGGUCGGCAGGGACCGUGUCGGCAAGGGCGGCGUGGUGCGCGAUCCGGCGCUGCACGAAGAGGUCUGCCAGCGGAUCGAGGCCUGGAUGAACGCCCAGCCCGGCUGGCAGGUCGAGGGCAUCGUCGAAAGCCCGGUGACCGGCCCGGAGGGCAACAAGGAGUUCCUGAUGGUGGCCCGCAAGACGCCGACUUAA
Symbiodinium pilosum is the source of this 2118-nucleotide messenger RNA. The record is from the annotation of a GenBank genome assembly. Lineage: Eukaryota; Dinophyceae; Suessiales; Symbiodiniaceae.